AUGUUUCUGAGAAAUCCAAAGGUCUUCACAGAUGGCUCAUGGAUUUACCGGUGCUCAAACUCUACUCUGUUUGCCUGUCUGUCACUCUCUCAUUCUCUCAGUGUGGACUUGUCUUUGCUCCAGCGCUGGUGUAGCUUAUUAGAGAAGCACAGAUGUCCUGAAGCUCCCGAGGCCUUCAGAACAGCCUGUGCACAGGCUCUGUGUCUGUGUGGCGUCCACGUAGUGACCAGGAGCCUGACGGGCAUCCUCACGCAUAAUGAGCUCUGUACCAGCUUGAUCAGCACAGGUAUCUACCUGCUUCAGGACGAGAGUCCACAGGUGAACCGGGCUCUGCGCUCACUGCUGGACCUGCUCUUGGAGGAAUUCUGGGAUGCAAGUGGUGCUUUGGAGGCCUUAGUGUGCCACUUACCAGACUGUGAUCUGAAUGCUGUACUGACGGAGGCCAAAGAGACACAAUGUCGCAGUUUGUAUGAGCGAGAUGAAGCAAAUGUGUUUGCAGAGCCAUCUGUGAUCUCAGAGGGCCUGUUGCCACACCUGUUGAAUCUAGUUAAACAUUACCCAGAAUCCUCCACUCUCGCCAAGAACCUCGAGCACUGGGCCCGAAACAGUGCAGCCAUUGUCAAAGAGAAUCUCUCAAUUUGUAUGCAACUUCAAUUAGGCGAUGUCCUGAAUCCUGAUUGGCUGAGUUUGCUAAUAGAACCCCGUUUCCAUGGCGCUCUUUCAGGCCUGUUCACUAGGGUGAUUGUACUGCUCCAGCUGCUCAAGAAGUGUGAUUCCAUACGACCCCUACUUGACCCUUUGAAUUUAUCUACAGACCUUCAGGAUAUUCACAGAAGGUUUGUCCUAAAUGGAGUCUUCCUUCCUCAGGUCUUCAUUGAUGCACUAAGGACAGAUUAAUCCAGUGUCGUCACAGAUCAGGGUUGCAUUAUUGCAGUUACAGGCUUAAUUGAGCACAAAAAAUAGAUUAGUCAUUAUUGAUCUGGAAAAGCUGGCUCUUCAUCGCCAUAUUGGGUGGAAACUAUUCGCAAGGAAAAAUAACAGUCCUUUGUUGUGCAAUACAAGAUGGAUAAUAAAGAAAACUUGUCUACUUCACCAGCCAAAAUCAAACACCAACUCCAGAUAAUUCUCGAAGACAGCAGCUCUGUAAGUGUAGCACAUCUAAAUCUGAAAUAGCUGAAAGAUGCCAUUGUUUCUGGAUGGGUGGUGAUUUCUGAAAUAGAGCACACUGCAGGCGGGGACAAACAGA
Messenger RNA from Sinocyclocheilus grahami, 1246 nucleotides. RefSeq lists its product as uncharacterized. Lineage: Eukaryota; Metazoa; Chordata; Actinopteri; Cypriniformes; Cyprinidae. Gene Ontology annotation, cellular component: cytosol. The record is from RefSeq and is a predicted model, not a curated record. The transcript has 5 exons. Gene Ontology annotation, biological process: tRNA methylation. Bases 1 to 897 code for a protein of 298 amino acids.